Molecule: messenger RNA, 1365 nt
Organism: Galendromus occidentalis (western predatory mite)
Lineage: Eukaryota; Metazoa; Arthropoda; Arachnida; Mesostigmata; Phytoseiidae
Product: glutamate receptor ionotropic, NMDA 2C-like
Exons: 11
Coding region: 1-1365 (454 amino acids)
Cellular component (GO): membrane
Molecular function (GO): ligand-gated monoatomic ion channel activity
Source: RefSeq, a predicted model, not a curated record
AUGUCAGAGACGGGUUUUGAGACAGCUUGCUUGGAAUGCGGUUUCAUCCGACACAAUAACGUAGGUCGGUACACUUACAUCCCUUCAGUUAAAGGAUUGACUCUCCACGUGGGAUACAUUGAGAACGCACCGCACUUCCUCGUGAAGCAGAACCGAGUGACGGGGCAAGUGCAAGAGGAUAAGGGCACCGAAGUUCAAAUGCUGCGAAUGUUCUCUCGAUAUUUCAAUUUCACGUAUAAACUGCACCCCGAGCCGAACUCUGUCUAUGGUUCCCGAGUGGAGAAAAACGGACGAAGUGAUUGGAACGGCCUGAUAGGUUGGGUUUACCACAAGAAAAUGGAUCUGAGCUUAUCCGAGCUGGGCUUGUCGUUCUUUCGCUUGGCGGCCGUUACCUUCACCUGGCCCUACAUCUGUGACGUCAUCACCUACGCCUAUCCAGAGCCGCGUAACAGGGAGUCUUACGCUGCCAUAAUAUGGGCCUUUCAAGGUCUGACCUGGACCGCUAUAUGCGCCUGUGUUCUCCUCAACACGCUCAUCAUCAAGCUGUUCAGGGGUCCGACGGUUUGUCGCGGCGCAAUGCCUGGAUUCUGGCUUCUCCUCGCUCUAUUGGCAAGGCAAUCAAGCGACGGUUUCAAAGAGUUCACUCGACUAUCGUACAGAGUUUUCCUGUUCUCCUACGCGGUUUUCGCGUUCUACAUCACCAACAGCUACGACACGUCGCUGUUUUCUCUGCUCUCGAAGCCCGUCGUCGAAGGCGAGAUUCGCUCCCUGAAUGAACUCUACGCAGCGAUCGCCGGCAAGCGAAUCCGUUGCGGAACGCAAGCCAGCACAACUAUAUUCGAUGCUCUACAGAUAUAUCAGCACAAAGUCGCUGAUAUCAUCAGGGAACAGAUGAGAAUGUACCCUUCGUUGUUGACUGACGACAAGCGAUCGUCCCUGAGGAAGAUUCCGUCUGAAAAGGGCUGUUUCUUAUACACUCGGAACUACAUGAAAGCCUUCAUGUUCGAGAAUGGACUCGAGCGAGACGUGCGGGUGUCCGAGAGCGACUACUUCUAUACUUUCAUUGCGGGGAUGGCACUACAGAAGAAGUGUCAUCUGAUUCAUCUUUUCAAUGGACGAUUGCAAUGGCUGCUCGGAUCGGGUUUGUGGUCGAAGUGGCUCGCGGAAGGCAUGAUGGAGAGAAAAAUCUUCAAGAUCACAACCGAGCCCUCCGCCGUCUCCAAUAGUGCUUUCAUUGGGCCUUACAUGCUUUUCGGAGCCGGGAUCGUUCUCUCGAUGAUUAUCGUUUCCCUUGAGAGAAUUCGUAUGCGUAAAGGUGGGGCUGUUCGACGUAAGAAUACCAGAAGGAUCGACAAGUUCAGAUAG